CUUCAAAGCCAUAAACAGUCUCUCAUUUGACGACUUCUUCGACACCAAAACAACUCUUCAUUUCAUUCAAAACAAUGUCUUAUUUGAAGACAUUUCUGAGCCAUUCGUUCAGCAAAUUGGUUCCCAAGACAUACAUUUGUGGUGGAAGUGCCCGCCUGUUGAGUGAUGUCUCCUUCGUGCACCGCGAGACUGAUGUCGACUCCAAGAACUUUGAAUUCAAUGCCGACAACAAAAAAAGAGCGGAAGCGAUUGUCUCGAUAUAUCCGGAAGGGUUCAGAAGCGCUGCCGUAAUACCACUCCUGGAUUUGGCUCAAAGACAGUACGGAUGGUUGCCAUUGAAGGCCAUGAACUAUGUGGCAGACUAUCUGCAAAUGCCACGCAUGAGGGUCUAUGAAGUGUCCACUUUCUACACGAUGUUCAACAGACAACCCAUUGGCAAAUACCACGUCCAGGUGUGCACAACCACUCCCUGUAUGCUUAGAGGCGCUCAAGAAGUGUAUGAAUACACGAAAGAGUUGCUGAAAGACGAGAAAGACUUCACAGUUAUUGAAGUCGAGUGUUUGGGCGCCUGUGUUAACGCACCUAUGAUUCAGAUCAAUGAUGACUACUAUGAGGAUCUAACCAAUGAAGAUGUCAAACAAAUUAUCGCUGAUAUUAAAGCCGGCAAAAGACCAAAAGCCGGUCCCUCAGCCCAAAGUGGGCGACUGGCCUGUGAGCCCAAAGGAGGCCUCACUUCACUCACAUCACCCCCUCCUGGGCCGGGAUUUGGUUGUCGUUCUGAUCUCCAUUCGUUCAGCAAAUUGGUUCCCAAGACAUACAUUUGUGGUGGAAGUGCCCGCCUAUUGAGUGAUGUCUCCUUCGUGCACCGCGAGACUGAUGUCGACUCCAAGAACUUUGAAUUCAAUGCCGACAACAAAAAAAGAGCGGAAGCGAUUGUCUCGAUAUAUCCGGAAGGGUUCAGAAGCGCUGCCGUAAUACCACUCCUGGAUUUGGCUCAACGACAGUACGGAUGGUUGCCAUUGAAGGCCAUGAACUAUGUGGCAGACUAUCUGCAAAUGCCACGCAUGAGGGUCUAUGAAGUGUCCACUUUCUACACGAUGUUCAACAGACAACCGAUUGGCAAAUACCACGUCCAGGUGUGCACAACCACUCCCUGUAUGCUUAGAGGCGCUCAAGAAGUGUAUGAAUACACGAAAGAGUUGCUGAAAGAUGAGAAAGACUUCACAGUUAUUGAAGUCGAGUGUUUGGGCGCCUGUGUUAACGCACCUAUGAUUCAGAUCAAUGAUGACUACUAUGAGGAUCUAACCAAUGAAGAU
This is a messenger RNA of Oppiella nova, 1316 nucleotides long. The record is from the annotation of a GenBank genome assembly. NCBI's taxonomy places the organism in Eukaryota, Metazoa, Arthropoda, Arachnida, Sarcoptiformes, Oppiidae.